AUGGAUUUCUGGGAGAAGGAUGUGGGAAUUUGUGAGAUGAUACCCCAAUUUGGGACUUUUCACGUGCAUGCUGCCUCUCCUCCGCUGCACCCUCUCAUCCCUCGCCCAUCCCCGCACAUCAGCAAUUGUUAUUUCUCAUGCCAUACAUCUGUCUCUUGUCUGGGAUAUCUUUCUACUGUUCUGCCACCUCCAGCACUGUUUAGAUCGGCUUUCCGCACCGGACACGCGCUGCCCAACACCUUGAGGCAAAUCCAUUCUGGGAGCCCGGAUUCUGAAGGAGUGUCACUCGGAAAGGUAUUUUCUGUGCCCGUCAAUGCACCCAGCCAACGCUCACCCCUUCUUCGAUCACCACGGCCAAUUCAAGCAUCUAUACCAAAUGGUAUAGUGCCAAUCACCGCAGGUUAUGUACAUAAGCCUCAAGCCGACAUUACGAUGUCCUAUUACCUCGAAUCUGCCACCAUGUCCGCAUGCAUCUCCUUCGACAAUGACUACAGUGACAUGCCACCACUGGAGGAUAUUUCCUCUGACGAAGAUAGUGACGCUGUCGUCAUCAGCGAGAACAUUGACAACGGCACUCCCGAGGAAGGCGCUAAGCACGCGAAGGGAUUCAAGCAUCAUGUCACGAGCCGCCACCUUGUGCGACCAGUUGGGGAGCGCCACACAAUCAUCCCCACACCCACCAACGAGUACAUUGCACUGAUCAAGGAAUAUCCGUCCCUGUUCGACAACGUCUACAACAUGGACGAGGCGGGUGUGAUGCUCAACAGGAAGAACCACUCCGAGCAGCUCAUCGACCACAAUGAGCAGGUCGUCGACCAUGACACUCGAGGUAACUGUCUAAUGGACUGGCCCUCCAUCACGCAUCAUCAAGGUGAAGACAGUGUCGCUGAACAGGGGAAGGAUGAUCAACCCGCUCAGGGUGAGCUGCAUCGUCUACUUAACUGGCUGCGUGAGAAGUUGGUUGACACAUUCACAGUGAUCUUCGCAAAACCUGCUUGUGCCGGGGUGCCCUUCCAUCUCGGCCUGCAUGGACCAGGUCAAGCGCGAUUUUUCCUCCUGCAACUCAAGGACUGCGAAAAUGAGGCCCUGCGGCAGAAGCUCAGAAAGCAGCAGAAGCGCGAGGAGAAGGAGAUGGAGCAGAAGCGACAGGUCAUUGCUGCUCACUCCAAGUCUGGGACUCAGCGGGAAUGCACCACUCUCAAAGGUCGCGAGGAGGGCCUUCGGCGCCGCAGGGACGUUUGCCAUCUGGACGAUCAAUGGGACUGCGGCGCUGAUGAGGUGCUGCAGCUUGGGGCCCUUGAUUCACGUGGGGUCUCAGGCUUGCUGGGGAUCACCACCACAAGGUCGGAAACUGGGGUCGGGGAUGGUGAAGAGGAAGAGGUAUGCGAGGAUGUCUUUGCCAGACAGGAAGACAGUGUAGCUAGUCCUUGUGGGACGUACUUAGUGCAGUACAUGAAUGAGGCUCAAGUGGCAGGCAAACAUACAACCGUUCGGAACGUGCUCGCACCAAUCUACAAGCCCGGAGCAACAGGCACACCACGAUUUGCGCAGAAGGAGUUUCCUGAUGUGAUUAGAAUUCGAGGGCUGAGGAGGAGUCAGCAUAUGCCCUCUUGCUAA
Messenger RNA from Fomitopsis serialis, 1617 nucleotides. RefSeq lists its product as uncharacterized. Lineage: Eukaryota; Fungi; Basidiomycota; Agaricomycetes; Polyporales; Fomitopsidaceae. The record is from RefSeq and is a predicted model, not a curated record. The coding region runs from base 1 to 1617 and encodes 538 amino acids. The transcript is spliced from 11 exons.